GCGGGCUGGAAGAUGGCGGCGAUUGGGGAGGCGGGAACGGCGGCAGGUGGAGCGGCAGCGGAGGAGGACGUCCCGGCCGGGCCCCGGGCACCCGCCGGCUGCGGCAGUGAUUCUGCGAUGGCAGAUGUAACUGUUAGCAUGGAUACAGAUAUGUCUGGUUGUAAAGAUAUUGAGGUAUCUGCUGACAGCACUGAAGCUACUGAUACCCAACAGGCAGGGACAAUAGAGGAAGAAUCUGUACGGCAUCUUGGUGGAGUGGAGCUCCAGUGUGGAAUCUGUGUAAAGUGGUUUUCAGCGGAAACAUUUGGCCUAGACACAACCUCUUGCCUUCCGUUCAUGACCAACUAUAUUUUUCAUUGCAACCAGUGUCACCACAGUGGGAAUACAUACUUUCUCCGAAAACAAGCAAACUUGAAGGAAAUGUGUCUCACGGGUCUUGCUAAUUUGACCUGGCGUUCCCGAACUCAGGAUGAACAUCCCAAGACCAUGUUUUCAAAGGAUAAGGAUAUCAUACCUUUUAUUGACAAGUACUGGGAAUGUUUGACUACCCGACAAAGGCCUAGCAAAAUCACUUGGCCAAAUAACAUCGUGAAGACAAUGACCAAAGAGCGGGAUGUGUUUCUAGUGAAGGAGAACCCAGAUCCUGGCAGCAAAGAUCCACAGGAUGAUUACCCCAAAUUUGGUUUACUAGACCAGGAUCUUUCUAACAUUGGCCCAGCAUAUGACACACAGAAACAAGGGGGAUCCUUAACUCCAGGAAGCACCCUCAAUGGUGGACCUUCAUUUGGAGGGCAACUGAGCAGUGCGGUGGGUAGUGACGCAACUGGGGGUCGCACCCGUGACUCCUCUCAAGGCGGCUCUGUUGGAGGAAGUGGGAAAGGAAGAGGAGCAAAACGUAAGCAGGACGGAGCUUCAGGAGGGGCUGCCAAGAGGACCCGAAGUGACCCCCUAUUUGCUGCUCAGCGACUUCCCCCGCAUGGAUAUCCACUGGAACAUCCGUUCAAUAAGGAUGGAUAUCGGUAUAUCCUGGCUGAGCCCGAUCCCCAUGCGCCAGACCCAGAGAAACUUGAACUAGACUGUUGGGCUGGUAAACCAAUUCCUGGGGACCUUUACAGGGCUUGCCUCUAUGAAAAGGUUCUUCUGGCACUCCACGAUCGAGCUCCUCAGCUGAAGAUCUCAGAUGACCGGCUAACUGUGACGGGAGAGAAAGGUUACUCCAUGGUGCGAGCGUCUCAUGGAAUUCGGAAGGGAGGCUGGUACUUUGAGAUUACAGUGGAUGAAAUGCCCCAAGAGACAGCUGCAAGACUUGGCUGGUCACAGCCCUUAGGCAACCUCCAGGCACCCUUGGGCUACGAUAAGUUCAGUUACUCUUGGCGCAGUAAGAAGGGGACCAAGUUCCAUCAAUCAAUAGGCAGACACUAUUCUGAAGGCUACGGGCAAGGAGAUGUUCUUGGGUUUUACCUCUACCUUCCCGAGGACACAGAGGCUGCCCGGGCACUACCAGAUACUUAUAAAGACAAGGCUCUGAUUAAAUUCAAGAGCUAUUUAUACUUUGAGGAGAAAGAUUUUGUGGACAAAGCUGAGAAAAGUCUCAAACCAGCAACAGGCAGCAAGAUGAUAUUUUACAAGAAUGGAGAGAAUGAAGGAACUGCCUUUGAAGAUGUGUAUGCUGGUGUAUAUCAUCCUGCAAUUUCUUUGUACAAGAACUGCACAGUAUCAAUCAACUUCGGACCAAAUUUCAAGUAUCCUCCAAAAGACGUUCCAUUCAAACCAAUCAGUGACAUGGGCUGGUAUGCUGUGGUUGAGCACACACUGGCAGACAUACUUUACCAUGCUGAAGGAGAGGUGGAUGGCAGACGAAGCCCUCCCUGGGAACCUUAGCUCUCUUAACACUAAAAAAACAAAUUUAAGAAUUAUUUAAUGAUGUGUUGGUCAUCUGAAGCUAAUAGAAGAGGUUCUUCAAGCACGAGGCAUCGUAUUUGCAUCACACAUCAGUGGUACAAUUCAGGACAGUUUUGGAAUGCGUGGAUUUAGCUGAGCUAAUCCUGGUAUUAACCUUUACCAUACUGCCUGAUGACAAAGAAGUCCAUACACAUGUAAAUUGUGAGGUAUACAGUUGUCAAUUUCAUGACUGGCGCAUUAACCCUGAUAAUCCAGUGCAAUUACCUGUGCACAUGAUUGCUUCUUUAAGAUGCAUUUUCUUUAUAUUGAGAUAAUGAACCUUCAAUCCUAAAUAACAGUAGAAAUGAUGGCAUAUUCUCAAAGUUCAAUGGUUCCUGCACUUCCAUAUUUUGGAUUGAUGACUUUGAUACCUAACCAACGGAAACUGCUGCUUCAUGGAAUCCUAACUAUCAAAUAGCUGUGAAGCUUCAGAUUGUUUGUGAACCAAAAUAAAGAUAUGAAAGAUUACACAGUGCUUAAUGAAAUUGAUUCCACGGGGCAGACCAUUGUCUCACAAUGUGAGUUGUAAAUGUGUCUAGAGAUGGUGCUGGAAAAAUGGGUUCACAGAAGGAAUCUCUCAGAAAAAUAGGUGCACAAAAUAUAGCUGUGCAUUUGGAUACCAUUUAUCUGCUUCGAAAGCCAAAAUAGAUGUUUGUGUAUUUGGGAUUAGCGAUUGUACCACAUGUUGUUAUCUCAGUUUUGGUUGUGAGCUUUGUUCACUUUCUUUUCAACGUUUGGGGAAAAAAAUGCCAGCAAUUGGUUUUCCAGUCGUUGAUAUAUUAACUUGCCCCCUUCCAAUGUUAUUUUCAUCUACUAAUGUCAUAACUUACCUCCAACUUCAUCUUAAGUUAAUGGUGAUAUAAAAGGCAGCCCAUAUUUUGAAAUUGGGUCGAUGAUUGAUAUUUGAGAAGUCAUUCCUUUCCAUUUCAUUCCAAGCUUUGAGAAAAAUUAACUUGAAUUUUGGCUGUAAUAAACAGUUCUUAUACCACUCGCUGUUGAAAUGUGUCAACAUGCUGUUCCUCAAAUGUACUUGCAGCUUAUUUCUUCGUUUGUCUAUAUUUUUCUGUCAGUUCAUUUCAGGUACCACAGCUUAUCCCAAUAUUGUACUAGGAGGCAGGGGAUAAUAUCAACCAGUUGGGGUUGAUAGUGGUGCAAAGAAAUUAGUGGUAAUGUGUAAUACUUUUUAUCGACUGGUGGCAAUUGUAAGUGUGAAUGCUCAGAUUCAAGUGCCAUUGUGUAUUUUAAUUGUAAAUAAACUUGACCUGUAUUUUCAGUCUGUGGUUUUGAAGAAUCUUCAUCUCGCUGUUAUCAUUGGACUCAAAACAUACAUUGUGAGCACUUUAUAGGUACACUGUACACCUGCUCAUUCAUACAAAUACCUAAUCAGUGCCAUUGUGUAUUUUAAUUGUAAAUAAACUUGACCUGUAUUUUCAGUCUGUGGUUUUGAAGAAUCUUC
Molecule: messenger RNA, 3397 nt
Organism: Mobula hypostoma (lesser devil ray)
Lineage: Eukaryota; Metazoa; Chordata; Chondrichthyes; Myliobatiformes; Myliobatidae
Gene: ash2l
Product: ash2 like, histone lysine methyltransferase complex subunit
Exons: 18
Coding region: 13-1881 (622 amino acids)
Cellular component (GO): Set1C/COMPASS complex
Molecular function (GO): protein binding; transcription cis-regulatory region binding
Source: RefSeq, a predicted model, not a curated record